UUCCGUCCGAUCUGCCAUGUUGGACAAGUUGCUUGGCAGUGGAAGCUAUGAAUCAUUUGACAUGCGCUGCAUGGUUACCGGCCAGUUCGCCGUUGGAAAAUCAAGUCUGGUCAAGCUUUUAGUUGGGGAUAAAGUUCCAGAAGGGAGACAACCCACUGAUGGCAUUUCGCUCAUAGAAGGUCGCUGUGGCCUUGAUAUUGAGACCAGAAGUUGGAUCAUAAUUGAUCCAGCAACUUAUAAUGCCUUGGAUGUUGUAUACAAUAAAGUGUUAAUGACCUCCGAAGAAGAAGAUGAAAGUAAACAAACAAAAACACCAGAAAAACCUGAAUCGGAUGAAAAGCCUGUUGAUAGUCCAAAUAAAGAAGAUACUCAAUCUCAGAAGUCUGAAGCCACCAGGUCAACAGAUUUCCCUGUGAACCUCUCAGAUGAACCCACUACACAGCCACAAGCAUCCCAAUCUUUGUCACUACAGAUGUCCUCCAGUGAGUCUAAAAGACAGCAAAGGAAGAAGAAAAUGACGACCAAAAUGACCAAAAAGGAAAUAAGAAAGAGAAUGGAGAAAGUCCUCAAAAGUGGGAAAUAUAAAAUGAAAGUUGGCCGACUCAUCUUCUGGGACUUUGGUGGACAGUAUGUCUAUUAUACAACACAUCAGACUUUCAUGACAUUCAGAGCCUUGUUUCUGGUAGUUUUUGAUGGUAGUAAAAGAUUGAAUGAAGAAGUCCCUGAUGUUCUGUGUUUUCCAGGGCAACACAUGACACCAACCCCAGCAGUCUUUUUACUACACUGGGUGAACUCAAUCCUUACCUACUGUAAAGUGGUGUAUGCUGGCAUCCCUAAGAUUUUGUUUGUUGCCACCCAUAAGGACAAGAUACCAGUGGAGGAUGUCGAAACAAGACGUGCACUAUUGUACAGCGAAGUAGAGGAAUUAUUCAGGGACCAUGAAGGAAGAAAUCAUCUUGUUCUUGACAAACAAAUAUUUGUCAAUGCAACUGAUAAAGCUGAUCAAGAAAUUGAAUCCCUGAAAAAAGCCAUCACAGAGCUUACUUUCGACCAUCCAUGUUGGGGGGAGAGGAUGCCAAACGCUUGGGUUCCCCUUGAACUGGAGAUAGCUGAGUUGGUUGCUGCGGGAAAACAAAUCCUGUCAUUGGAUGAAGUUGAAGAGUUAAAUGCAAUCGGCACAGUAUCAGUUCUGAAUUUAGAACAACUUCAUGACUUCCUUAAUUUCCAACACUCGCUAGGGAAAAUCGUCUACUUUGAUACCCAGCAGCUCAGAGAGUAUGUCAUAAUCAACCCCCUUCUCAUGGUUGAGGUUAUGAGGUCCUUUGUGACAGACAAAUUAUUUUGGCCAAAGAUGAGAAAAAUGCAGGAAAUUUUCAGAAGAAUGUCAGACAGUGGGAUGAUAUGCAGAGAAGACAUGUACAGGAUUUGGGACCAAAAGGACUUCCGUGAAAUUCUACCAUACAAAGAGUUUAUAUUCAACAUCCUCAUCCAUUUAGACAUCCUGGCAGAGCAACGUAGAUAUGAUACAGCUACAGGAAGUCGGAUACCAGUAGAUAACUUCUUUGUUCCCUGUAUGGUCAAAGAACGAAAUACCACCUGCUUCAUGGACAAAGAAUGUACACCAGAGAGAGCGAUAUGUUUAGCAUUUGUUUUUAAAGGGACUGUCAUACCACCAGCUUUGCCCAAUCGUCUGAUCAGUGCAUGUCUGAGCAUGUGGACUUUGAAGCAGUAUGAAGGGAGAAAACUCCUCUUUUCAGGAUUCAUUGUAGUAUCAUUUGACAAGGCACAUGAUAUUGUAGUAUGCGUUGAAGGCAACCAGAUUCUGCUUUAUAUAGUCCAUAAAACCUCUGCUGGACUUAUUGUACCAGAUAUAGCCACGGGAGUUAAGGAAUGCUUGGUUCUAACAAUGGAGAGAAUUUCAGAUUUCUAUCAGUCCACAAUCAAUGUCAAACACAGUCCACAAUUACCUUUCCAUCUUGAUUAUUCAUGUGCCAAGUUGAAAUGCUUCAUCAGUGAAGAGGAAGCUUUGCAGACCAAUGAUUGGGUUUGUGACAAACAUAAACAAACACACAGAGCCGGAGACUGGCUGGUUUGGAACCAAGAUAAGAAGAAAGAUCAUUGUGAUCAGAAUUGUCCAGGUUUAAGUGAUGAUGCUUUAAAACAAAGACCAAGUGAUAUUGAACUAUUACGUUUGUCAAUCAAAUGUCCAUCAAACCAAAUGUAUGAAUUAGUGACACAUCUCGAAAUGUAUGAAAAAUGGAAUGAUAUCACAUACAAUUAUAGAGAAAAUAUCGAGGUAGCAAAGUUUUUGGUUUUAUCAAAAUGGAAAGAGAUGAAAGUUGAGAGCAAUUUCAAAACCUUGGCAGAAGCUCUAAAAAACAUGGAUAUAUCAACUCAUGUUUUGUGUCAAGUUAAAAGAAUAAAAAUUGUAGAAAGUGACAUUCCUUUGGAAUACCUAGAUUGUGUUCCAACAGAUGAGAUUUUGGACGCAUUAGCAUCACGAAUUGGUCAGGUAUAUUUUCAACUUGGUGCUGAGGUUGGACUGUCAAUUCCAACCCUAGAGCAUAUUCAAGCCAAUAUUCCAAGAGACUUAGAAGCUCAGAACAAGGAAGUCUUGUUCCAAUGGAGAAAAGACAGAUCAGUGAAACCUACAAUAAGGGUACUUGUACAAGCAUUAGUUAAUGUUGGGAGGGGAGCACAUUGUUUACAGGAAAUUCUUGAGAAUGUGGAUCCAAAUACCCUCAGACGCUUUGGAGGAGGAGGAGGAGGAGGAGAAGGAGCCAUUCCAAAGAAACAUCAGACAAAAUCAGACCAGAAACAACCACGUACGCAGAAGAAGUCAAAGAAAUGUCCAAUAUCUUGAAUGUUGGCACCACAGAAUAUUGAUCCAAUUGCUUUUAAUCCGGAGAAUAAUUUAAUGGUAAAACAGAGGUGAAACAAAAAUCCUUAUUUCUAAUAUGUAUAUCUGUAAUGUCUGAAUUUUUUUAACUUCGUUUGCUACUAAUUUUACCCAGCAGCGACUACAGGGGAUAUACCAAGAUAUACGUAUAGUCUUCAUUUGUUCGAAACAGUCAUAAACAUAAUCCUUUCAUAGGUUAUGAUGGUAUCUUUAAUCCAGCUUAUUACUUUUUGUGAUUUGACUAUUUUCAAAAGAUUUUUUUCGGACUUCACAACAUUUUUCCCCGUGUGCAAUGCAGUUAAUUUUUUGGCAUCCGUCUUUUAAUCAAAUAAAUAUUUUUUCACAUUUUUCUUCAGUAUACAAAUUAUGAUGACGUCAUAUUGGGUCAGCUAAAAGUGAUUAUUUGUAUUGUAUGAUCUGUUUUCGGAUUUGUUUAA
Molecule: messenger RNA, 3336 nt
Organism: Mytilus trossulus (common blue mussel)
Lineage: Eukaryota; Metazoa; Mollusca; Bivalvia; Mytilida; Mytilidae
Exons: 9
Coding region: 17-2863 (948 amino acids)
Biological process (GO): signal transduction
Molecular function (GO): protein binding
Source: RefSeq, a predicted model, not a curated record